AUAUAAUGAAGGAGUUUUUUCUUUUAUCAAUAUUAAAAAAGAAAUUAUUUUUAAAGAAUCAUUGUCAUCCAAUAGAUCAUCAUGAUAUCAUCUUUUCCUCUUUCUUUUUGGUUGGAUAGCUUGUCAUUCUCAAUUCUCAUCAUGGUAGCAGUGCUGACAGCUUGGCAAUUCGAAAACAAUACAAACACCCCAACAAACACUAAAAUCUUCACCAAACUUUCUAUAACUCAUUGAGGAAGAGAGAAGAUUUGGUUUUUAUAUGUAUGAUUGACUUAGUAAAUUAAGUAGAAUAGCAAAAGUGUAUGUAUAAAAUUAUUACCAUUAACCAUAGUUCAGAAGGGAAACAACAAAAUGCAAACACUUAUGUCAUUUCUUCCUCUUAAUUAAUCAUCUCCCCUAAUUAAAAGCUUUAUAUCAUAAUAUAUCACACUGCUGAGUGCUCUCUUGCCCUUAGUUAUAGAGACACACGCCUAAGAUUGAAUCCG
Rubroshorea leprosula is the source of this 485-nucleotide messenger RNA. The record is from the annotation of a GenBank genome assembly. Lineage: Eukaryota; Viridiplantae; Streptophyta; Magnoliopsida; Malvales; Dipterocarpaceae.